GCGUCGCCAAGGCCUGGAGCGCGCCGUCGCCGCGUCUCGGACGCGGCACGUCCGGAGCCGUGCGGAGCGGAGCGGAGGGGGCACGUUUGCCGGACCCGGCUGCCCGGCAGCGGCACGAUGAGCCUGGCCCUCAGGAAUGAGCUCUCAGUAGAUAAAACUAAAAAGAAGAAAAGAAGAGAACUGACUGAGGAACAGAAGCAAGAAAUUAAAGAUGCCUUUGAAUUGUUUGAUACAGACAAGGAUAGAGCGAUAAAUUAUCAUGAAUUAAAGGUGGCAAUGAGAGCCUUGGGUUUUGAUGUGAAAAAAGCUGAUGUCCUGAAAAUACUUAAAGAUUAUGAUCGAGAAUCAACAGGCAAGAUCACAUUUGAAGAUUUUAAUGAAGUUGUGACAGAUUGGAUACUGGACAGAGACCCACAAGAAGAAAUACUCAAGGCAUUCAAAUUAUUUGAUGAUGAUGACUCUGGCAAAAUAAGUCUGAGAAAUCUGCGCCGGGUUGCUAGAGAAUUGGGUGAAAAUAUGUCUGAUGAAGAACUGCGGGCUAUGAUUGAAGAAUUUGAUAAGGAUGGAGAUGGAGAAAUCAAUCAAGAAGAAUUUAUUGCUAUUAUGACUGGAGAUAUUUAGCAUUAGAAGAAAAGAAAUUAACUGACCACAAAAGGGAGGAGUUGUUGGCAGCUUCCAUUACAAUAUUUUGUACUUUCAUUUAUUUUGGUAGCUGGAGUGGUGCAGAAAGUUCUUUGUCACAGGACCAAAAUAAAAACCGGUUACAUGCACUGAUAAUUCAGUACUUUGUAUCAUUAAAUGUUAUCACUAGGAUAAUUCAUGUAAUGUUUUAGAAAAAAUAAAUAAUACUGCAUUUCAGAAUGUUUGUUUAACUUUGUAAAAUAGCCUUGUCUCAAAUUUCUAAAUUGUAUCAUAUAAGAACUUUUUGAGCUUCUUGACUUUGUGUUAGCAUUAGUUGUGGCCUUAGUUUUGAUACAUAAGGUUUGAAAAACUUCCAUUUUAAUAAAACAUUCUUUACUAUUA
Messenger RNA from Onychostruthus taczanowskii (white-rumped snowfinch), 1023 nucleotides. It is a transcript of the gene CETN3, whose product is annotated as centrin 3. The coding region runs from base 118 to 621 and encodes 167 amino acids. Gene Ontology annotation, molecular function: calcium ion binding; microtubule binding. Gene Ontology annotation, cellular component: microtubule organizing center. Lineage: Eukaryota; Metazoa; Chordata; Aves; Passeriformes; Passeridae. The transcript has 5 exons. Gene Ontology annotation, biological process: spindle pole body duplication. The record is from RefSeq and is a predicted model, not a curated record.